Molecule: messenger RNA, 975 nt
Organism: Ylistrum balloti
Lineage: Eukaryota; Metazoa; Mollusca; Bivalvia; Pectinida; Pectinidae
Exons: 1
Coding region: 1-975 (324 amino acids)
Biological process (GO): DNA integration; DNA recombination
Molecular function (GO): DNA binding
Source: RefSeq, a predicted model, not a curated record
AUGCGGGCGGCAGGGUCGCCAUCUCAACAUUUAGAACUUCUUUCUUCAAAGAUGGCUGGAUACGUGCUGAGCUCUAAAGCUGACAAUACUGUGUCCAAGUAUUAUGGUGGUUUUCGGAGAUGGAGCCAAUUCAUUACGCGGGAAGGGGGUUGCGCGCUUCCGGGGCAACCCAUCCAUGUGGCGUUGUAUUUAACACAUAUGCUAGACACAGGAUGUUCACAUAGCGUUUUGACCACGGCUCUGUAUUCUAUAAAAUGGGCACAUGGGAUUAGCGGGAUGUCGGAUCCUACGGAAAACUGUUUUGUGAAAAGUUUGAUGGAAUCUUCCAAGAGACAGGAUCGGCCACCUCGGGUUAAGAAGAACUGUGUUUCAACCAGUGACAUUAUAGAGCUUUGUGAAAAGUAUAAAGACGAAACAGAUCUGCUUGUCAUUAGAGAUUUAGUAAUGAUUGUGCUCGCAUUCGCGGGAUUUUUGAGGUAUGAUGAGUUGAGGGCGCUGAGGGUGAGAGACAUUUCAUUUCAAGAUACCUAUCUUAAGCUUAUUAUUAGGAAAAGCAAAACGGAUCAAUAUAGGUUAGGUGAUGAGUUAGUGAUAGUAAGAGGCGAGACAGUAGCUUGUCCUUAUAGAAUCAUGCAGAAGUAUAUGUCUUUACUAGGAAGCACCGAUCCAGAUUAUUUUUUGUUCAUGCCUCUGGUGCGUGGUAGAGCCAGCUGCAAACUUAUCCAUAAGAACAAGGCAUUGAGUUAUACUCGAGCUCGAGAAUGCAUAGUGAGGAGGCUGCGAGAAGUUGCAGUUAACCAGAAUUUGGGUUUGCAUUCACUCAGAGCUGGUGGGGCUACAGAGGCUGCCAAUAAUGACGUGAAUGAGAGGUGUUGGAAACGCCAUGGUCGUUGGAGAGGUGACAUUUCCAAGGACGGGUACAUUUCAGAUUCUUUGUCGCAUAGGUUGCAGGUUACAAAGCGCCUAGGCUUAUAG